Dermacentor andersoni is the source of this 573-nucleotide messenger RNA. RefSeq lists its product as uncharacterized. The record is from RefSeq and is a predicted model, not a curated record. Gene Ontology annotation, molecular function: aspartic-type endopeptidase activity. NCBI's taxonomy places the organism in Eukaryota, Metazoa, Arthropoda, Arachnida, Ixodida, Ixodidae. Gene Ontology annotation, biological process: proteolysis.
AUGGCGGCAUGCGACAUCGGCUCUCGAGCAAGCCGCCUAUUCAUCGCACUCGACCACAUCACCGGCACCCGCUUCCUUGUCGACACAGGAGCCGAGCUGUCUAUUGUUCUCGCCACAGCCGCAGUCCACCAACACAGCAAGUCCACACCCAGGCUUUACACAGUGAACAACACUGUUGUCGUGUCGUAUGGUUUCCGGAAAGUAACUCUAGACAUCGGACUCUGGCGCUUGAACAGAUGGGUGUUUGUGAUCGCCUACGUCACCUUUGCCAUACUAGGAGUGGACUUCCUCAGCCAUUUCAACCUAGAUGUGAGUGUUCGCGAUCGGCGCGUAAAGGAUAACGCCACAUUCCUCGAUGUACUUGGCCUGCAGCCCACCCCAUCUGGCAUCCGUACGUUUCGGUCAGUCUCAACGUACGACAAGAUACUCUCUGAGUACCCGCAACUCACGAAGCCCCGAAACAAUGCGUUGCCCGUGAAACACAAGGUGACGCAACAUAUCACUACCACUGAACCACCUGUCGCCGCGCAGUCAGAGGCUCGCUGGGCGGGGGUUGGAAGUCAGCCGCCGUGA